Messenger RNA from Acaulospora morrowiae, 497 nucleotides. Lineage: Eukaryota; Fungi; Glomeromycota; Glomeromycetes; Diversisporales; Acaulosporaceae. The record is from the annotation of a GenBank genome assembly.
AUCCAAAAAAGACAACCACUAAACCACACGAGGUCACCACUAAACCAUGCGAGGCCACCACUAAACUACACGAGACUACUAAACCACACGAGGCCACUAAACCACGCGAGACUACUAAACCACACGAGGCCACCACUAAACCUCAUAAGACUACUAAACCGCGCGAGGUCAUCACUAAACCACACGAGGCCACCACCAAACGUGCCACUAAACCAUACACAACUCAUGUUACCACUAAAACUCAUAUUACCACCACCUUUACUACCACAAUCAUCACUGUCAAUGGAACAUGCGCAACUACACCUCCUCCCACUACACCUAUUCCGGGUGGAUGCAUCGUUUCAAAUUUUGCAACUAUUCAAAUCUUUUGCUGUAAUGGUCCACAUUGCGACCCCAAGACAAAUUUAUGCCUUAAUUCAUGUGUUCCAGCAGGCUUCCAUCCAAACGAUGGUCCUUGUGGUCAUGAUAAUUCUACUGUUCUAGAAUGUUGUAGUCUU